Episyrphus balteatus (marmalade hoverfly) is the source of this 4351-nucleotide messenger RNA. Its product is annotated as putative mediator of RNA polymerase II transcription subunit 26. NCBI's taxonomy places the organism in Eukaryota, Metazoa, Arthropoda, Insecta, Diptera, Syrphidae. The transcript is spliced from 2 exons. The record is from RefSeq and is a predicted model, not a curated record. The coding region runs from base 1158 to 3761 and encodes 867 amino acids.
UUCCCACUAUUCUGCAAAGCUAGUCUAUUUUCCAAUUUGCACUCACACCCGCACACCAACUUUUAAUUUAGCAAAAAGAAAUAUUUAUACACAACUCUUAUCGUCUAAAACAGUGAAAAAUAUAUAAUUUUAAAUAGUACCUAAUCGAAAUUCCAAUAUCUCUAAACCCACCUUCAAAUUUAAUUACAACCUCAACCAUCAAUUUAAUUAAAAUCUAAAAAUUAUGUAGUUAACACAAAUGUGUGAGAGAAAAAAAAAUAUAUAUUUUUGCAAAUCAAAUCGAAUCACCAUAUUCCGUCUAGCUCUCGUUCGUCCAAAAUUUACUAUCUCUUUCGAACAUGCUUUUGUUUUCCAUUUACUGAAUGCAAAUAAGUGAGAAAGAUACAUCAACACCACUACCACCGGUUUAAUUCAGAGAAUCGAAGGAAAAAAUUUCCAAUUAGAAAUGUCUCGCUCUGCGGAUUCUGUUGGUUGUAGGGAUAAUCUAGUCGGCAAAGUACAUAUAUAUUUAUCUAUUAUACAUUAUGCAAUAACCCUAGCGACCGCCGAUGUGCUAUUAUAAAAAAGAACAAGUGAACUCCGUUCCGUUGUAAAUAAACAUAUCUCAAACCCAAGAAACAAAAAGUAUUUUAUGUAUUUAAACAGAUAAGCAAAGCAACAAAAAAAAAAUCGAUAAACCAACCAUUUUUUUUUUUUCAUUCCAAGAUUCCAAUAAGAAAAAAAAAGAAAAAGAACAUUUCUCUACGAUUUUUGUGUGUCUGCAAAGUGUCAAAUGUCAAAUCGAACAACUACUGAAUUUACUCAUUUGCUGUCAUCCUAGAGUAUUUAUUUUCUUUUUGUUGUUUUUAUUUAUUUUUUAAAUGCCAUUCUUUGGCUCCAAGAAAAAUAAUAAUAGUUUGCAUUAAAAAUGCAUUUCUUUGUGUUUUGUAAACAGAAAAUUAAAUAUUAGCAGUGGCAAAGUGAUGGCAAGAGCGCUGAAAUAGAACAUACAAUAAAUAUCCUCACAUGCGCGUUAGUUGUCUUUUUUUAUUUUUAUUUUAUUUUUUCGACAAUAUUAUUAAAGUUUUUUGUGAAACAAAAAUUAACAACAAACAUUGUUUGAUAAAACCUAUUAAUAGAGAAAAUAACAUUAAACCAAUUAGUGUUUGCAACAAAUUAUGGAAUCUGAUCCCAAUGGGAUAAAGAUCGAACCACCCACAGAACAACAAUAUUCGCACUUGCUUGGUUUGAAUGGCGCCAAUGGGCGCCUUAUUAUCGAUCAUCCCUCCACAUUGUUGUCGCUUGCCGCUGCACAAUCUCACCAUCAUCUUCCACCGCAUCUUCAACAGCACCAUCAGCAGCAAUUGCAUCAACAACAACAACAACAACAAGAACAACAUCAUUUACAACAACAACAACAUUCAAUUCAACAUCAUCAGCAACAGCCUACGCAACAACCUCCGCCACUGGAUGUAAGCACAAAUUCACUAGAAAACACUGUAGUUGGUGGCAUACCGCCCGGACCAAGCAGUUUAUCAUCCUUAUCGCCAUAUCGUAGUAUUACCCCACUGUCCGCCUCCGGCAAGCAACGCUGGAACGAAAGUCCCGAAGCCCGAGCACGCCGCUUAGCCCGAAAUGCUGAAAGAAUGCGCGAAAGACGUUCACGUGAAUCCGACGACGAGUAUCGCAAGCGUCUAUCGCGUAAUGCCGAAGCGAAUCGAAUGCGACGACAAAACGAAUCCGAAAUGGAGCGUGCCAUGCGGCUAGUACGAAAUGCCGCACGGCAGAGACUACGACGUGCUAUGGAAACGCCCGAUCAACGGGCCAAACGUCUACAAAAACUUGCCGAACGAAUGCGUCUUUAUCGUGCUAAUGAAAGUCCAGAUCAAAGGAAGAUGCGGUUAGCUGAGAUGGCGGCACGCGCUAGACAGCGCAUCGCCAGCGAGACAACGGAUGAGCGCAAGGAAAGACUGAAAAAAUUGAACGAGUAUGCAAAAAAGGAAGUGACUAGUCCUAGAACAUCCCUGCAGCAGGAUCGGCAGCAGCAUGAUCAACAACAUCAACUCCAACAUCAGAAUCAACAUCAAUCGGAACAGCAAUUGCCUUCGCAAUACCAGCACCAGACAUUGGCAAAUUCUAUUGAAUAUUAUCAAAAUAUGUUUAUGAGCCCAUCGGUGCGUCCUGGUAAUGUAUUGCUUUCAAAAGAUUCUCCCACAGCAGCAGGUCAGCAUCAUCAGCAGCAUCAGAAUCAACAACAUUCGUUGCGGUAUAAUUCAAAUAGUUUAUCACUUGAUUCCGAAUCGAAUAGUUUGUUUCAACAAAGUUUAUAUGAAGAUCACAAGCAAAGCUUGUCGCAACAGCCAUCGAAAGUUCCGCAUGUAACUAGCUUUGGUACGCUUGCCAGUUCAAUCGAAUACUAUCAGAAUAAAUUCAUCAAGAAGCAGGAACUUCCAGAUGUUAACAGUGUUAAAGUACUGCCACUUCCGCUUCAGAUUGACGAGGAUAAAUUAAAUAAACUUAAAAGUUCACCAAACUCUGAAGAGCCUAAUAGUUUUCAACAUCAGCAACAGCAGCAACAGCAUCAAGUUCAAAACCCGCCCACCCCUCUUUACAAUCAGUUCUCAUACUUGUCGACCUUUCCCGGUGGCUCGGUUUUAAAUCCCCCUCCAGGUACAUCGCCUUCUCCUUGUCCGUCGACACCAACGAGUUCGCAGCAACCAUCUGCCUACUAUCCAAUGUAUCAUAAUGGUUUUCAGUUAGCCAUAGCUCCGAAUACUGUUCCUCCCCCGUUUACUCCUGUUCAUUUCCCUCAAGGAUCUUCUCAAACACCAAGUCCGUCGUCGUCACAGUCGCCCAGUCCGUAUAAUUUACUUACGAACUCUACUCUCGCAGCUGUAGCAACAACGGCUACGACUUCAUCGACGACAGCAACAGAAACUCCUCAAUUACAACAACAAUUGAUUCAGGAUUUUCCAAAGCCGGUCCGCGGUCGCCCUAGAAAACUCUAUGCCGACAAUAGUCUGCCACCAGAUUUGCAGGAAGAAGCAAUUCUGAGGCAGCAAAAAGCCAAUUCUUUGCUCGAGCAAGAGAUUAAUCAAAUGCUGGCCGUAGCAGCUGCAGCAUCAUCAACGACAACAUCAAACAAUAACAACAACAAUAUAAAGCAAGGUAGGCGCCGCGGACGUGGUCAAGAAACAGAUGAAGAAAGACGAAUACGAUUAGACAGAAUGGCUGCUCAUCAGCGUGCUGUGCGCGCUAACGAGAGCCUAGAUCAGCGAGAAAUUCGACUGAGAAAUUUGAGUGCUAGAGCACGCAUGAAGCGUGCCCAAGUGCGAGCCACGGAAAACGAGAACGAACGAAAACAACGCCUUGCCAAACAGGCUGAAUAUGCUCGAUUAAGAAGACUUCGGGCGCAAGCACCUGAAAAUAAAAAGCUCAUUGAGGAGCGUGCUAAACAAUUGUACGCACAAUUGCACAAUUUGACAACAAUGCCACAAGAAUCAACACACGAACAGGAACUAACACUAAACAGCAGCACACAAAAUAAUUUAACACAGGAGCAGCAUAAUUUAAUUAUGCUACAGCACCAACUCCAUCCGACAUCGUCGUCUUCUGCACAACAACAACAGCACCAUCUACAACAACAAAUAAAUGUUAUUACUAAUGGGGGCGGCGGUAAUGGUGAGGAAUUCGCAAAGAAUCCUGGCAAGGAUUUUGGUCAAUCCGAAAAUAACGAUGUAUUAAAAAUUUUAGAACCCAUUAUAGUUAUGAAAACUAAGUAACAUUUAAGAAAAAAAAAAUUUUAAAUGCAGACGUAUAUAAGUAUAAUAAAAAAUAAAGCAUAAUAUUAAUACAAAUACAUAUAUGUAUCUAGGUGAUUAAGUAGUGACUAACUAAUGUGUAUGUAAACGUAGGGAAAAUAAAACAAAAAAAAAAUAAGCAGAGAAAAUUAAAAAAAAAGAAUAUACCUAACAAUAAAACAAAAGUCAAUAAUUUUUUAAAAGUAGAAAUGAAUGCUUUUCUUUUUGGAAUUUUCAAUUUUUAGGGGAUCACCAUCACAAAUGGAAAAGAGAAUGGGCAAAUUUGUAUGGAACAACGUGGACAUUACGCGGCCAUUAAUAAAUUUGUUAUUUUAUGAUGUAAAUAAGUCUUCCAUAAUAUGUUGUGCAGAAGUUGUAUCCUUGUGAUGUACUUCAGAAAUGAAUAAGAUACAUUUUUGCAUUUAACACUUUAUAUAGAUUGUCUCAAUGUUGUAACUUUAAUAUGUACUUUAAGUGCAAAAUAUGAUGCUCCGUCAUUUUUCCAGAGUCUGAAGAGACCUUUAUCUUUAAUAUCCAACUUAUAGAACACAAACAAUAAGCUUUUUAAAUCA